CUUUCUUCAAAACACACACACAUACACACAUAAUAAAUACAUAUAAAGCCCACCCCUAACCCCCAUUAUUAUUUUCCCUACUUUCUCUCUGCCACCAGCACCAUUCUCAUCCUUUCUCUUUCUCUCUCUCUCUUCCAAUCUCGCAAUCGAUAACAUGAGUGAUGAUAACUGGGUGACAGCGGCCAUGGAUGACACGGACUUGGUGGUUCAGGUUCUAUUCACACUCCGUCAACCGGCGUCGGCGUCGCACCACAAGUCGCCUCCACUUGGUUGGAGCAUCCGUCAGCGCCGUUCCAGACCGCAGGUUGUGGUGGCACCUGCCGCCGCUAAGAAAUCUCCUGCCGCUAGAGCUAGCCCUACCACUCCGUUGUCCUGGAGCGGUGCCACUUCCAUCAGCGGCGGCGGCGGUAUCGAGGAGUCAAGCAAACCAAUUCAAAACCGCUCCGAUAUUUCGAGAUCUAAGGUUGCAAGACCAAAUGAAACAACCCCUACCAAGAGGCCAAGAAAAAAGAAGACAUUGGCUGAACUUAAAGAGGACGAGUCAUUUUUAUUAAAAGAAAGAAAGCAACUAAAGAGACAACUAGCAACCCUACAAGCUACAAUUGAGAAACAAAGAAACGAAAACGAGAGCCUCAAGAAAAUGAAGAUGGAUAUGCAAUUGCAGCAACAAGGUGAAGGUGAAGGUGAAGAUGAAGGUGAUGAGUUUGUGCUUCCGGAUUUGAAUAUUCCGGCUGGUGAAGAUGAGUAAAGUAGGUAGGGAAUAGAAUAACUGCAGAGUGAGUAUAUGAUGAAGUCAACAAUAGAAAAAUAAGUUCUAACUGUUGAUGGGUAGGCCUAGGGCAAAUGUAAGUAGAGAAAAAAGACUUUUGUUGGUAUGGUUUGUUUGAUAUUUCAGGAAAGAUAAUAGAGGAGAGGAUUAUAGUGUAGAAAUCUUUUAACCCUUUUAUAUUUGGUCUUAUAUUUUUUGGUCACAUAUAAACAAGUGUGUCGGGAU
Molecule: messenger RNA, 994 nt
Organism: Lactuca virosa
Lineage: Eukaryota; Viridiplantae; Streptophyta; Magnoliopsida; Asterales; Asteraceae
Source: the annotation of a GenBank genome assembly